This is a messenger RNA of Brachypodium distachyon (stiff brome), 2806 nucleotides long. RefSeq names its product monosaccharide-sensing protein 2. Gene Ontology annotation, cellular component: membrane. Gene Ontology annotation, biological process: transmembrane transport. The coding region runs from base 535 to 2499 and encodes 654 amino acids. NCBI's taxonomy places the organism in Eukaryota, Viridiplantae, Streptophyta, Magnoliopsida, Poales, Poaceae. The record is from RefSeq and is a predicted model, not a curated record. Gene Ontology annotation, molecular function: myo-inositol:proton symporter activity. The transcript has 9 exons.
UCCCCAUCUAAUCAUCACCAGCUUCGUCUUCAUCCCCUUGCUGUCGUCUCCACUCCCAACAAAGAGACCACCCCUUCUUCCGGCCCUCCCGCCAUUGCUCUGCUCACUCCCCCUUCCUCCUCCUCCUCAAGCAGAAGCUCCGGCGCAACGCGAGCUGCCACUGCUGCUGAUGCUUCUGACCGGUUCACCAGUCGCCGCCGCCUGCUGGCUUGGUUUGCCCCCUUGCGCGCUCCCAGUCUCUCGCAGCCAAGGUGUUAGGAUGAAUCGACAGGUGAAGUGAAGCUUUGAGUGACCACAAGGAACAUGAAAUUAUUUUCUCCUCUUUAUCGUUGAACCUGCAGAAGAGAGAACUCAUGUGAAACACAGAAUGCCACAGAUCCUGUUUCUGUCAGCCUUCAGUUGAUGUUGAUGGUACUUCGGGAGAUCAUAUUGAUAAUGCUGGAAACAAGAAGUCAGUUGAUAGUUACUCUGUUCGAGUAGCUUGUUGAAUGGUAAACAAAAUAUUUUGGAAGUGCUAUAGUACUUGAUCAAACGAUGAAGUCAACAGUUUUUUCUGCAGUUGCUGUUUCCAUUGGUUAUAUAUUACUUGGAUGGGAUUUUACUACAGUUUUAGAGGCUAAUCUCCAUAUGAAAAAGGAAUUUGACUUGGAGAAUGGACCUUCUAUUGAGGGAAUAAUUCUAGCAGUCUCAGUUUUUGGGGCCAUUCUGAUCACAAUAUUCUCUGGAUCACUAUUAGAUUGGCUCGGCAGACGUGCCGUAUUGAUUUACUCAUCUCUGCUAUUAUUUUCCGGUGGCAUCCUAAUGCUGUGGUCUCCUAACGUCUACAUUCUACUCCUGGCUAGGCUAAUUGUUGGAUCAGGAAGUGGUUUGGUUUUCACCAGUGUCCCAAUAUAUAUCUCCGAAACAUCUUCUCCAGAUAUGCGGGGAUUACUGGGAACUAUGCCGCAGUUCAUGUUCAUCGUAGGAAUAAUCUUUUCCUAUUGCAUGGUAUUUUGGAUGACAUUGGCGUCUUCUCUUAACUGGAGAGUUAUGAUAGGCUCAAUCUUUGCACCUUCCAUUGUCUACUUUGCUGCAUUGGUAUUUUACUUGCCAGAGUCACCUAGGUGGCUUGUAAGCGAUGGAAAAAUUAGCGAAGCCAGAGUUUCUCUACAGUGGCUUAGAGGGAAGGAUGAUGUUUCAGGUGAAAUAGCUCUUAUUGCGGAUGGUAUGAACAUUAUACCGGGAAUGGGCAUUGGAGGACAUGCUAUUAGCAUUGCUCAAGGUCAAAGUUUCAUUCGAACAAGCACCAGCCAGCUUUCACGCUAUAGUAGUUUGUAUUGGCACCUUUCAGACCCACUAGUUGAUCUUCUUGGAAGCAUUCAUGAGAAUAUGUCAGAAAUAGGAAGUGUGCGGAACAAUUUCUUUCCGGCCUUCAGUAGUUUUAAUUUUGUAGAACAUGAACGGGUGGAUGAGCACAGGGAGGAUGAUGACGGUGCUCAACAGAUUAGGGAGGCUUAUCCUGCUGACGAAGACAAUAAUGAAGAUGGUUUACAGACUUCUCUGCUUUCUCAGGCUGCAACUGCAGAAGGAUAUGGUUCAAAUGCACCCUUUACCUCUGAAGGGAGCUCUUCAUAUUUAAGAAGGCAUGGCACAACAGGAAUCGUGCAAGAUCUUAUGUCUUCUUUACAUGAUCAUGACAUUGAAGAAGAAGAAGAAAUCCGUGAAGUACUAUCUCAUCAGCCUCCGGUUCACAAUAUGGAAAGCACAAGGAGACAUCCAUCCAGACAUCAAAUUGUCCGGCUAUCUGAAACAGCUGAUAUGAAACCUAAAUGGAGGGUACUUCUUCAGCCAGGAGUCAGGCAUGCUUUGUGCCAUGGCAUGUUAAUUCAAGCGCUUCAGGAGUCUGCAGGAAUCAGUGGUCUUCUCCGCUAUAAUCCUCAAAUUCUUGAACGAGUUGGAGUGGUUAGUUUGUUUUCGGACAUUGAACUUGGCUCUCAUUCAACAGCAAUCCUCAUAAGUGUCCUUAAUGCUUUUCUGAUGUUGCCUUGUAUAACUGCUGCAAUGAUGCUGAUGGAUAUCUGCGGAAGAAGGCCUCUUCUCCUUGUCACCACUCCCAUCCUAAUGUCGUCACUCAGUACAAUAGCUUUGUCCUCCAUAGUGAACAUGGGAUCUUUGGCGCAAGCAAUCCUCUUCCAACUCACAUUAACCAUUUGCUUCUGCUCGUAUGUCGUUGGUUUGGGGCCAAUACCAAAUAUUCUCUGCUCUGAGAUGUUUCCGACCAGGGCACGUGCAACCUGUGCUAGUUUUUGUUCACUUUCUUUCUGGUUUGGAAGACUGCUUUCAACAUACUGCUUUCCAGUGAUGCUGAGUACCAUUGGGCUCACCGGAGCAUGCGGUGUCUAUGCAUUCGUGUGCUCCAUUGUUCUUCUGUUCGUCUACUUCAGAGUGCCGGAGACAAAAGGUCUUCCCUUGGAGCUCAUUGCCGAGAUCUUCAAGUUUUCAAGGCAAGAAUGUCUAUAACAGAAACAUAGAAUGUUCAGGGCUGAAGGCGACACAAGCCAAGUGUUCACUGGAUGCUUGCUCUACUGCGUGUACAUAUGACAAAUGUAGCUUCGUUGCUGGAAUUUUUGUGCUCGUUAGGAGGAUUGGUGAUAGUGUUUGUAGUGAUUUAUCUACUUCAGGUCUAGAGGUACAACAAGAAGAUUUCAUUGCAUGAAUCUUUCAUGUAACUGACGGUUGUUGUAUAUACAGAUAAAAUCACAUGUGCUAGUUCCAAGAAUGUUGAUCCUCAAUGGUAACACAAAACAAAGCAUAUUAUAUUACUGAA